Molecule: messenger RNA, 288 nt
Organism: Penicillium alfredii
Lineage: Eukaryota; Fungi; Ascomycota; Eurotiomycetes; Eurotiales; Aspergillaceae
Exons: 2
Coding region: 1-288 (95 amino acids)
Source: RefSeq, a predicted model, not a curated record
AUGGGAGUAUUGAACAUCGUUUUCCGUAUGUAUAGCCUGGAGAAACCGUGGGAAAUACCGCACGAAAAGCAAGAAUCGGCAAGAAAACUGUCCAAAACCAGAAAGGUCGAAGUGUUCCUUCGGUCAGCCUUCGACCAGCCCAGUACGACCGGUUCCUUUCGGUCGGCCUUCGUCCCCCCCAGUGCGGCCAGUUACUUUCGGUUGGCCUUCGUCCAAAGUGCGGCCUUAUGGAAAGAGUCCUAUUUCCGGCUAGCCUUCAUCCCUAGUGCCGCUGUUCGGAGGAGAUAG